CUCUCUUGUCAGCCUAGUCACAUCCUAUGCAAGCAACUCUGUAAGACAAAAUGGCAAGGCCUGCCAGAAAAGGUGGAGAGGCAGGAAGAGACGGUCGUAUGGCUCAACAGGAUGCACCGCCGGAAAAGAUCAGUCGAUAUGCAAGAGUAACAAGACUUGCAACUGAUCAAUCGGUCGAUCAAGAAGCAACAAAUAGCAAGUUAGAACAAGUCGAUUCAGGUUUACUGGAACGUAUUCGAAAGAUGCUCAAAUUGGCUCAACAUCCAAACACGACUGAAGCAGAAGCUAAACAAGCUCUUCGUGCUAGUGCAAGGAUGUUGUCUGCUGCCAAUUUGACAGAGGCAGAAGUGAUGUCGAAAGAAACUGCAGAAGAACAAGCACAAAGGGCGGGUCAUAGCAUCGUUACAAUUCGACAUAGGGAUGGCAAACAUGUAUCAUUGGAACAAUGGUCAAUCACCCUGGGACAUACGAUUAAUAAGGCGUUCAAUGUGAAAUACUUCCAUACCACUUGGAGUUCACACGAUCGAAUCGAGUUCACCUUCUAUGGGCUGCGUCAUAAUACAGUCGCCGCUGUCAUUUCAUUCGAAGCAGUAUUCAAUCUUGCUCUUACUUGGGCUGCAGAUCGAACAGAUGUCAAAGGAAGGACAGGAAAGAAUAGCUACUUGCUCGGACUCAGCUCCUCCCUAUAUCAAAUGGCCAAAAAGGAGAAGAAAGCCGAGGAAGAACAGGCAGUAGAGGCUGAGAAGCACUCUUUGCUGAAAAGCGAGAUUGAAGCCGUCAAGCUGGAAGAAAGGCAACAGUCACGUUUAGAUGGAAAUGUCACAAAGUCGGGCACGGUCGCUGAUGAAGACGAUGAGGACGAUAUCGUCUUUGUAAGUAUCAAGCAUGGACCAAAACGAGAAUAUGAUGAAAUCAAGGUGAAGAAUGAAGGGAGCAGCUCAGAGAAUGAUCUUGGUGACAUUGCCCCUGGAGCAAUCACGGAUGGAGAUGAAUCCGAUGAUGAAUUUGUAGACGCAAGAGCGGACGACGAUGAGGAAGGCGAAGAAGAGCUUGGCGAUAUCAAGGCUGAACAAGAACGAUUUGAUGCAGCAUUUGACAGACGGGCAGAACCUUCAAACAACGGUACAGCUGUCAAGCAAGAAGAUAUUGUGAAGUCCGAGCCCCAUGAUGGAGUUCCGCCUGCAGUAAAAGAGGAAACAGAAGGUGUCAAAGUCAAAUUCGAAGACGAAGCCGCAGUUCCCGCUUGGCAAAGUCAUGCUCAAUUGACCAUCUUCAAAGAAACGGCUGCACGAAUUGCGGAUGAUUAUCUCAAAGAGAUGAAUACCAAAAUUCGAAAUCGAAAAGCGAAAAGAAACACAGCAAUGCACGAUUCUUCAGCAUACAAGAAAGGACAGGAGGAUGCUCGUAAAGUGGACCUCAAACGUCGCAGACUGGAAGCUGAUUGAUGGGAUGCCGAUGCGCAUACAUUCACGCGCGAAUCUCUCAUAGUGAACUUUCCUUGUACAAUUAUACCCCCCCAUAAUCAAGAAUGAUAAACGCAUCCUGUACAUUAAUAGGCACCAACUCAUGGCCACCAACUUACAGAACGUCGGCGAUAAUGUAUGCCUAAGAAUUUCUUCCAUACUUUGCGUUUGUCUGAAC
Molecule: messenger RNA, 1641 nt
Organism: Meira miltonrushii
Lineage: Eukaryota; Fungi; Basidiomycota; Exobasidiomycetes; Exobasidiales; Brachybasidiaceae
Exons: 1
Coding region: 51-1445 (464 amino acids)
Source: RefSeq, a predicted model, not a curated record